AUGUCUCAGCGAGAUAAUUCUCCCCUGCGACUCUAUCAUCAUUACAUCUACAUCUCCUUUUGGGUUCUCUUCACCUCCGUGAUCUUCUAUAUCCCGGGCGGGGUCUCCUAUACCAAUGCCUUGCUUCUUGCCUCCGGCGCCGCGACCCAGACAGGUCUGAAUCCCGUCGACCUGAACCGGCUUCAUGUUGCGCAGCAGGCGAUCCUGUGGGUCGUUCCCAUGGUCACCAACGUUGUGUUCAUGCACUCGCUGCUCGUGCUCAUUCGUCUGUAUUGGUUUCGGAGACGGUUUCGAGGCGCUAUCCACGACGCCAAAACGCUCUGUCGGGCGCAGCGAAGGAGAAUGAACCAGGAGCUCAGUGCGCUCGAGGACCAGGAGCGGAACGCUGUGAAUAUCAGCAGACCGAUAGUGCCCCCUUGGCCCGGGAGAGACAAUGAAGAGCAGCCGCUGCUGGGGAGGAUAAAUGAUGAUGACGACGCGAUCUCUCCGCGCAGGUACCAGGCCACGAGCCCUCAUAUCACCUUUGAGGACGAGACAGAGCUGGGGAGCAAACCGCGGCGCCGUUCGAGCAUCGGGUCUCGCCGGCGCUCCAUAUCCGAAUCAAUCGGUGACUCGGGGACCCUGGGCGAUCCUGCCGUUGCUAUGCCAUCUUUGCCCUCCUUGAUGUGGCAAUCCUCCAUCGCCAGCUAUUCCGACUGGAACGAGGCGCAGAAGGAGGAGCUGGGAGGGAUCGAAUAUAGGGCGCUAAAAACGCUGCUGAUCAUCUUGGUCUGCUACUUUUUCGCGUUUCAUGUGCUGGGCACGGUGCUGUUCGUGGCAUGGGUGAUGAUCAGUCGACGACAUGACCCGAUCUUCUCGGACAUCCAGGUCGCCCCUUCCUGGUGGGCUGCGUUCACUGCGGGCUCCGCGUUCAACGAUUUGGGGUAUACCCUGACGAGGAACUCCAUGGCCUCUUUCCGCACCGAUGCCUUCCCCUUGCUGGUCAUGACGUUUCUCAUCGUGAUCGGAAACACGGGGUUUCCGUGUAUGCUGCGGUUAAUCAUUUGGAUUCUAUCCAAGGCCACCUCCUAUGGCACCGCGUUGGACGAGGAGCUGCUAUACCUGCUGAACCACCCACGACGGUGCUUCACGCUGCUCUUCCCUAGUGCCGAAACCUGGCGACUUGCCGCCGUGCUGUUGAUCCUCAACGCAAUUGACCUGGUGAUUUUUUACACGAUGCAAGAGAUCCCCAAUGACGAGCUCACUUCGCCGGGCAUCCGCUUCGUGAACGGACUUUUUCAAAUCGCGUCCACCCGCACGGCCGGGUUCAGCAUCAUCUCACUAGGCCACCUACAUCCCGCCGUGCAAGUCUCCUUCGUGGUGAUGAUGUAUAUUUCCGCAUUCCCCAUCGCCAUCGCCAUCCGGAAGACCAACGUAUACGAAGAAAAGAGUCUCGGCAUCUACGACGAAGACGAGGGCGACGAAGACGAAGCAGCGAAACCCAAUGCGAACCGCGGGCUCGCCGCACACAUCCAGCGCCAGCUCGGGUUCGAUCUCUGGUAUGUGAUGUUGGGUUUUUUCUUCGUCGCAGUGGCAGAGGGACCGCGGCUGCAGCCACACGGCAAAGACAUUGCGUUUUCGCUCUUUCCGAUCCUCUUCGAGAUUGUCUCCGCUUACGGUACGGUGGGGUUAUCGCUGGGGUAUCCCGGGACUCAGACGAGUCUCUGCGCGGAGUUCAACACGGUGUCGAAAUUGAUCGUCAUCGCGAUGCAGGUGCGUGGUCGGCAUCGCGGUCUGCCACAUUCACUGGACCAUGCGAUCCUGUUGCCGUGCGAGGUGCCUCAGGGAGAACAGGGCGAAUGGCCGUGGAAGCGGUGGCUGAAGAGACGGGGGUCGAACCUGAGUAGCUUUUUCCUGCAUGGUGAUACUCACGGGGAGGAAGCGGAGAGAAUAGUGUAG
Molecule: messenger RNA, 1938 nt
Organism: Aspergillus affinis
Lineage: Eukaryota; Fungi; Ascomycota; Eurotiomycetes; Eurotiales; Aspergillaceae
Product: potassium transporter
Exons: 2
Coding region: 1-1938 (645 amino acids)
Biological process (GO): potassium ion import across plasma membrane; intracellular potassium ion homeostasis
Cellular component (GO): plasma membrane
Molecular function (GO): high-affinity potassium ion transmembrane transporter activity
Source: RefSeq, a predicted model, not a curated record